UAAAAACCAGUUGAAGAGAAGUUUGAAAUGAGUAUGCCGUACAAUUGCGUUAAUAGAAGUUAAUAUAUCUAAGUACUCAGAAUAAAUUAUCAUAUGCAACCAAUAUAAUAAUCAUUUAGUGACAAAAAACGACGAAUAUAAAUAAAUUUAACGAAUAUAAAUAAAAUAACUUUCUUAAAUAAAGUGUGUGUUUGUACGUGUAUAUAAGGUAUAUCAUUCGAUUACAAGUAAAAGAAUUAUUAUCCUUUCUGCUAAGAUAGAAAACAGAGAUAAAUCUUCGAGAAAAGACAAAACAACAAUAUGAACUACGUAAAAAUUAAUGUAGAACCAUCAACAAAGAUUUACAAUAAGAUUGAUGCAGAAUCUAAUGAAAAAAUGAUAAUGGAUUAUGCAAGUCUUGUUGAACGUACACGAAAUGUAUUUAUUAAUGGUAAAACAAGAUCAUUAAAAUGGAAACAAACACAAUUAAAACAAACACUACUUAUGAUACAAGAAUGUAAACAAGAAAUUAUAUCUGCUCUUGCUUCUGAUUUACGCAAGUCUAAAUUUGAAUCUGUUAUUAUGGAAAUAAAUAUUGUUGAAGGAGAAAUCAAACAUUUGCUCAUGUCUCUUAAGGAAUGGUCAGCUGAUGAAAAACCUCCAAAAGAUAUAGUUAACAUAAUGGACAGAGUUGAAAUUAAGAAAGAUCCAUAUGGUGUGGUUCUUAUUAUGGGACCAUGGAAUUAUCCUUUCCAAUUAAUUAUGGCUCCUUUAGCAGGUGCAUUAGCUGCUGGAAAUUGUAUUAUUGUUAAACCAUCAGAAAUAUCCUCUGCUACAGCAAAACUUAUUGCAGAUAUUAUUCCAAAAUAUUUAGAUCAAGAAUGUAUUCAUGUAAUAUUAGGAGGUAUUUCUGAAACAACAGAAUUACUUAAGCAAAGAUUCGAUUAUAUAUUUUAUACAGGUUCAUCUAGUGUUGGAAAAAUCAUUCAUCAAGCAGCAAAUAAAUUUUUAACGCCGAUAACAUUAGAACUUGGUGGUAAAAGCCCUGUAUAUAUAGAUAAUACAGUAGAUAUGGACAUAACUGUGAAAAGAGUACUUUGGGGCAAAUGUGUUAAUGCUGGACAAACAUGUAUUGCACCUGAUUAUAUACUUUGUUCUGAAGAAAUUCAAAAUAAAUUUGUAACAAAGGCAAGAGAAAUUCUAAAAGAUUGGUAUGGUAAUAAUCCAAAAGAAAGUCCAGAUUUAUCACGUAUAAUUAAUGAACAUCAUUAUCAGCGUCUUAUCAAGUAUUUAAAUAAUGGUAGAAUAGUGAUAGGUGGUGACUGUGAUCCUAAUGAAAAAUAUAUCUCUCCAACUAUUCUUGUUGAUAUCAAAUCUACGGAUCCUGUGAUGCAAGAUGAAAUAUUUGGUCCAAUAUUACCAAUUAUAAAUGUGAAUAAUGCUUAUGAAGCAAUUAAAUUUAUAAAUAAUCGUGAAUCCCCACUCGUAAUAUAUAUAUUUUCCAAGGACAGGGGAGUUCAGGAUUUAAUAAUAAAUCAAACUCGUAGUGGAAGCGUAGGAGUAAAUGAUACAAUAAUGCAAUAUUGUGUUGACAGUAUACCAUUUGGUGGUGUUGGCAAUUCUGGUAUGGGAUGUUAUCAUGGAAAAUAUACUUAUGAUACCUUUGUACACAAAAAAGGUUGUCUUAUUAAAUAUUUUAAUAAACUAGAAGAAGCAUUGGCAUCAGGCCGUUAUCCACCAUAUUCUGAUAAAAAUUUAUCUUUCUUACAAAUUCUAAUGGCAAAACGGCCUGACAUACCUGGAAUUAAAUAUUUUCCACAUCUUUUAGCAUUUGGUUUGGGAAUUCUUGCCACAUACAGUGUUUUAAUUAUAUUAAAGGUAUAUAAAUUUAGGCAUAAAGGUAUAUAAAUUAAUGCAUUUAUUAAUUUGUAAUAAUUUCAUUUGUUAUAAUCUACUGCACAAAAAAUUAUUGCACACACAAUAUAAGCAGAUAUUUAUAUUUAUAGAAU
Apis laboriosa (Himalayan honeybee) is the source of this 1988-nucleotide messenger RNA. It is a transcript of the gene Aldh-III, whose product is annotated as aldehyde dehydrogenase family 3 member B1. Gene Ontology annotation, cellular component: cytoplasm. NCBI's taxonomy places the organism in Eukaryota, Metazoa, Arthropoda, Insecta, Hymenoptera, Apidae. The record is from RefSeq and is a predicted model, not a curated record. The transcript is spliced from 12 exons. Gene Ontology annotation, molecular function: aldehyde dehydrogenase (NAD+) activity. Gene Ontology annotation, biological process: aldehyde metabolic process. Bases 301 to 1887 code for a protein of 528 amino acids.